CCUUGCGAAAGAGCCAGACUCAUCCAGGGUUACCACGGUAAAAGCGAGCGUUUGAGCGAGCCCUUGCGAGUGUGUUGUGACAUGGCAAACAGAGGCGGAGCCACGCGACCCAAUGGUCCCAACGCGGCUAAUAAGAUCUGCCAGUUCAAGCUGGUGCUUCUUGGGGAGUCUGCGGUGGGGAAGUCCAGCCUGGUGCUGCGCUUCGUCAAGGGCCAGUUCCACGAGUUCCAGGAGAGCACCAUCGGAGCUGCCUUCCUGACUCAGACAGUAUGUUUGGAUGACACAACGGUGAAGUUUGAGAUCUGGGAUACAGCCGGCCAGGAGCGCUACCACAGCCUGGCCCCCAUGUACUACCGUGGAGCACAGGCCGCCAUCGUUGUCUACGACAUCACCAACGAAGAGUCGUUUGUGCGGGCAAAGAACUGGGUGAAGGAGCUCCAGAGACAGGCCAGUCCCAACAUUGUAAUAGCCCUGGCUGGAAACAAGGCCGACCUUGCCAACAAAAGAACCCUGGACUUCCAGGAUGCCCAAUCGUAUGCAGAUGACAACAGCCUGCUCUUCAUGGAGACUUCAGCGAAGACGUCAAUGAACGUGAACGAGAUCUUCAUGGCCAUUGCUAAGAAGCUUCCCAAGAGCGAACCACAGGCGGGCGGAGCCAAUAGUGGGCGGAACCGAGGGGUGGACCUAACGGAAACCGCGCAGCCCGCCGGCCGCACCUGCUGCAGUACCUAGGCACCGCCCCUGUUCCCACUCUGACCCCAACCCCUCCCAAACACACACACACCUUCCUGCCCCGCCCCGCCCCACUCCAAGCAAGUCAACGUACGGAACAACAUCUGGAUUUUGGGCUUUUCUCCUUUCCUGCCAUCGGAUCUGACCCCAACCAACACCCCUCCCCCAGAAUAGCUAAAGACUCUGUAUAGCUGCGUUUCUAAUACUUUCUUUUGUUGGUCUUUUUUUUUUUUUUUUACUUUUGUUUUAAAAAAUGGUGUAUAUCAGUAUAAUAAUGGAUGCAUGUAUCACUACACAACCCUAAAAGAGACACACACACACACGCACACACACACAAACACACACAUUGAAAAGAAUAUAUAUUUUAAUCAGUUGGAAGACUAAUCCCUUACUUUCGAGCGAGAAUCUGAAGUAUAAAAAGGUGGGUGUGAUUGUUCAUGUUUUGUGUGUAUGCUAACAUUUUAAGUGUAACAGGGUUACGUGGACGGAGUUUGAACGAGGUUUCCUCAGAUACAUUCUGUAUGUGUGGGCGUUUUAAGUAGUUUUUUCCCCACCUGAUAAAAAAUAAAUAAAUAAUAAAUAUUUCCUAAAAAAAAAAAAAGAUCUGGCAGCUGAUAGUCGUGUUAAAAACUGUCACACAGCACGCCACUACUUGGAAUAAGAGGAUUUUCCCCUCCGCUUUCAGACGCUGACCAACAUGCUAUGCGCCUGUGUAUAACAUGAGGACAAGCACACCUUCUGAAAAUGCUAAACUGGGGUUCCCUUGCCCCUGGGCCAUGUCACAGACUGCUCAAUAAAAUGUUAUGACUAGUUGAUAUCACUCCACCAUUGAUGUAAAUAUGACUAAAGUUACGCUAAACUAAGAAAUUGAUUAGGUUACUUCAUGAACGGUAACCAUAAGUUUGUAAUGGGGAAAAAAAAAUCCUGUGAAUUAUUUCUAGUUCAGUUGGUAGACUCACAUAAAAGGGCAAUUUCUUCUGUGGGCCCUUAUGUAGCUGGCUGACAGGAUUCCUGAGUUUAUCUGUGGUUGGGGAAACCCUUUCUUGACUUUUGAUUGGUCAAGGGUUGGCUCCUGUAACAUCACAGCAGCGUAGAGCUGAGUAUUGGUUGGUGUUGGAGAUUGUCAUUGAAAAUCAUAUACUUCCUAGCUCUGUGUUUGAUGACCUGUUUCAAGUGGUAGUGUUGGUUUCAGCUAGCAUAAAUGAUGGGUGGUUUAUAUUUCAAUCCGGACAAUACACUGACAACAAAAACAACCAUCUCAUGGCUGCAGAAAAAUUAUACUCAUGAUUUUGAGGUGUAAUGGUGGCUACCAUUUCACAAUUAAUCAGGAUGCAUCCACACAAGUGUACAGUUAAUUAAUACUAUGUUUCCUCCCCCCCCCCCCCCCCUGUUGUUUUCACCUUGUCAUAAACUGGUCAACUGGUAAACAUUUUUGGUAUAUGUAAUGUUACUAACAUUUUCACCCCCACCCCAGCCCCACUCCUGGUGUCUUGUUACUUUUUUCUCAAAUGUCUUGAGGAACUUUUAUUGUGUUGCACAACAACUGUUGAUCGUGUUGCCGUGAGGGACGGCUCUCCUUCAAUUUUAUACGACGGACCGUAUUGGACUUUGCUAACGUACAGCUAGCGGGCUGCUAGCAGAUUUAACCCGACAGACGGUUGGCUGUUACAGCUCAAUGAAUUUUAAUGAUGUACAACAGCAUUACUAGUGAUGGGCUAAUCAGUUUCAGUGUCUGGAGAAACAAAAAAAUGUUAAUAAACUCAAUAAAUUAGG
Molecule: messenger RNA, 2505 nt
Organism: Gadus morhua (Atlantic cod)
Lineage: Eukaryota; Metazoa; Chordata; Actinopteri; Gadiformes; Gadidae
Gene: rab5ab
Product: RAB5A, member RAS oncogene family, b
Molecular function (GO): GTP binding; GTPase activity
Source: RefSeq, a predicted model, not a curated record